This is a messenger RNA of Pseudoliparis swirei, 2407 nucleotides long. RefSeq names its product RGM domain family, member D (gene rgmd). Gene Ontology annotation, biological process: BMP signaling pathway. Gene Ontology annotation, molecular function: coreceptor activity. Bases 176 to 1540 code for a protein of 454 amino acids. The record is from RefSeq and is a predicted model, not a curated record. Lineage: Eukaryota; Metazoa; Chordata; Actinopteri; Perciformes; Liparidae. Gene Ontology annotation, cellular component: plasma membrane. The transcript has 5 exons.
UUGUCAUGUGCCCUCGAUGCCGAGCGGCUAUCUGUCCCCGCGGCGCCGCCCGCCCUCUUAGUUGGCCAGCUGAAGUCGUGGUGAACGCCGCGCGCUCCUUUCAAACUGCACUCACGGCGUCGCCUCCGGUUCACCACAUACAGCGACCACCACAAACACACUUGACCCACGGAAAAUGUCAUCCUUCGCUCCCGAGGAGAAACGCCGCAACAGCGUCGAUGAGAAGCAGUCGAGGAACUCCAUUCUAACUGAAUGGAUUGGUAUGGGGAGAAGCGGACCACAAAUCACGGCUAAGCGGCAGCUUUUGGACUGUGUAACGUUCACCAUGGUUUUACUUUCGAUGCUGUUUCGACCAGCUCACUGCCAGCAGUGUCGAAUCCAGCGCUGCAAUUCGGAGUACGUGUCCUCGACCUCGCACACCAGCGGCCUGCAGGACGACGUGGCUCUGGACGUGGACUACUGCAUCGCCCUGCGCGCCUACGCCCUGUGCACCCGGCGGCAGGCGCGCAGCUGCCGGGGCGACCUGGUCUACCACUCGGCCGUCUUCCGCAUCAAGGAGCUGUUCUCCCAGCACAACUGCUCCAGCGACGGGCCCACCUCCUCCGCCAGGGCGCGCGGCACGGCGCGCCCGGUCGUGCCGGAGCCGUGCGACUACGAGAGCCGGGUCCUCGCGGCGGGCUCGGCCGGCCAGAAGAAAUACGCCCACUGUGGAUUAUUCGGAGACCCGCACCUGCGGACUUUCCGCAACGAGUUUCAGACCUGCAAGGUGGAAGGGGCGUGGCCUCUGAUCGACAACCGCUUCCUGUCGGUGCAGGUGACCAACGUGCCGGUCGUGCUGGGCUCCAGCGCCACGGCAACCAGCAAGAUCACUGUGAUCUUCAAGUCCUUCCAAGGCUGCACGGAUCAGAAGGUGUACCAGGCCACCACAGAAGAUCUGCCGCUGGCCUUUCAAGACGGGACCCGCACCGGCGGCGAGAGCGGCAGCCUGACCGUCGUGGAGCGCGGCGGCGCCGGGGCGGGCCGCCAGGUGAAGAUCCAGGCCCGGUACAUCGGCACGUCCAUCAUCGUCCGGCGCGUGGGCAGCUACCUGACCUUCGCCAUCCGCAUGCCGGAAGACACCCUGGACUACUCGGAGGGCAACGGCGGCCUGCAGCUCUGCCUGCACGGCUGCCCGCGCAACGAGCUCAUCAAAGAGCACACGCUGGGCCGCCAGAGCCAGCAGCCGCAGGGCACCAACACAGAGCUGGGGCGGCUGCGGCCCCCGCACCAGGUGUACACCGUGGAGCGGGCCACGGCCAGGUGCAGGGAGACCCUGCAGGUGGAGGACGUGUACUUUCAGUCCUGCGUGUUUGACUUGCUGACCACCGGAGACCCCGAGUUCUCCAUGGCGGCCUACGGCGCUCUGGAGGAUUUAAAGGCGCUGCCGCCGAGUAAACUGAAGCAGAAUUGGCCGAGGACGACUCGUCUUUACAACCGAGCGGCGGCGGCGGCGGCCGACGGCCCGCUGCUCUCGCUCCUCGUCAUUCUGCUGCUUUUGUAAAAAAAUAAAUAUAGAAAUCCCCCCCCCCCCCCCAAAAAAAAGAAACCUUGAGAAAAACAGAAGGUGGAAGCAUUACCAGCUUGAGGAAAGAGUGAGUCGAGUUCAGACAUUUGUAUUUUGGGGGGGGGGGAGGGGCAAUUUGUGAAUGUUGUGAUCUUUUUCUGUUUUUGCCAUUUGAAGGAUUUCACACUCGUUUUUUUUCUUUUCCCCCACUUCACAUUUUCCGUGGAUUCAUGAGUGACGUAAUCAGUAAAAAAUAAAAUAAAUGCAUGAUCUUAUGUGGUUUGGGGUCCACACGCUCACUUCACUGGUAAUCGGUUUACGGCAGCUAAAUAAACGGCAUGGCUAUUUUUUGUAAAUAUAAACGUCAUAGUGCCCAACCUUCAAACUCUCCACUCUGCAUGAAGCUGCACAUGUAACUCCAAACUGUAUGGACGCUUCUAGAUCCUGUAUAAUCCAGUAAUAUCAAUUAGCACUUAAAAAAAGGUUUUAACAGCAAGUUGCAUGUUUUCAGAUGUCAUCUUUGUCUAUUUCAACAGUUAAUUUCAGUCUGCUAAAUACACAGGAUCCAACAACUGUAUGUAAAAAAAACUACCUAUCCAUAACAUAUGGUGUGUCACUCAACAGUUAUCAUCUUCUGUGAAACACUCCCUCUUCAAGCUGUUUGGCUUCCAGUUUUUAAAAAAAAGGUUUAAAAAAACAUCAAAAUCUUUCUACAAUAAUAUAUUAAAAGAGUGUAUAUAUGUGUUUUAUAUUGUGUACAUUUGCCUGUUUAUAGAUGUGUUAACUGUAAUGUGUUUUUAGUUUUUGAGUAAGAAAGUAAACUAAUAUGUUUGUACUUUUCUGUAUUAAAAGUGUUGGACACUG